Musa acuminata AAA Group (dessert banana) is the source of this 3235-nucleotide messenger RNA. RefSeq names its product katanin p80 WD40 repeat-containing subunit B1 homolog KTN80.4-like. The record is from RefSeq and is a predicted model, not a curated record. The transcript is spliced from 18 exons. The coding region runs from base 392 to 2713 and encodes 773 amino acids. Gene Ontology annotation, molecular function: microtubule binding. Gene Ontology annotation, cellular component: katanin complex. Lineage: Eukaryota; Viridiplantae; Streptophyta; Magnoliopsida; Zingiberales; Musaceae. Gene Ontology annotation, biological process: microtubule depolymerization; microtubule severing.
GGUUUAUUAGUCUUAUAUUUCACACACAAUCCCUUCGUCAAGAAAUCUUCAUUUCCUCUUCCCUCCCUCCCUCUUCCCCAAGAUUGCACCUUUGGCCUUUCGUCGCAGGUUUAUAGCGCGGUAGCGGUCGUGGGAGGUGCCACGGGCGGCGGCGGCGGCGGUCGGUUGUGGCCUGCGGUGGAGUGGUCUCUCGCUAGCGUGCCGAUUGGUCGCGGGAGAUUCGUCGAAGAAGGAAAUGUUGGGGAGUCGGCAUUUUGAGGUCCGCCGCGGGCUGGAGCGGCCCGAUCUAUGAUGUGCGUGGUUGAUUCCGCCUCGCAGUUCGUGGAUUGUUUGGUCGUCCGCGCAGGGAGAAGAAGAAGGGGUUGCGGUUUGGUUCUCCGACGCCAGCUUCAUGGCGACCACCAAGCGCGCCUACAAGUUACAGGAAUUUGUGGCACAUUCUUCCAAUGUCAACUGCCUAAAGAUUGGAAGGAAGACUUCGAGGGUUCUUGUUACUGGAGGAGAUGAUAACAAGGUCAAUAUUUGGGCUAUUGGAAAACCCAAUGCCAUAAUGAGCUUAUCUGGUCAUAUGAGUGCGGUUGAGUCAGUAAGUUUUGAUUCUUCAGAGGUGUUGGUGGCUGCUGGUGCAGCUAGCGGCUCAAUAAAGUUGUGGGAUUUGGAAGAGGCAAAGAUCGUUCGCACGCUAACUGGCCACAGGUCUAACUGUAUAGCUGUUGACUUUCAUCCAUUUGGAGAGUUCUUUGCUUCUGGGUCACUGGAUACAAAUCUAAAAAUAUGGGAUAUCAGAAGAAAAGGAUGCAUCCAUACAUACAAAGGUCACACACGAGGGGUUAAUGCCAUUAAAUUCACCCCUGAUGGGCGGUGGGUUGUUUCUGGCGGGGAAGACAAUAUUGUGAAGCUUUGGGAUCUUACUGCUGGAAAGCUUUUACAUGAUUUCAAGCUCCAUGAGGGCCAGAUUCAGUGCAUUGAUUUUCAUCCUAAUGAGUUUCUGCUGGCAACAGGCUCAGCUGAUAGAACUGUUAAGUUCUGGGAUCUUGAAACUUUUGAGUUAAUAGGGUCUGCUGGACCUGAGACUUCUGGUGUGCGUUCUAUGACAUUUAAUCCUGAUGGGAGAACUUUGCUUUGUGGAUUGCAUGAAAGUCUGAAGAUUUUUUCUUGGGAACCAAUAAGAUGCCAUGAUGCAGUGGAUGUGGGAUGGUCUAGACUAUCAGAUAUGAAUAUUCAUGAGGGAAAACUUCUUGGAUGUUCAUACAAUCAAAGCUGUGUUGGAGUAUGGGUUGUAGACCUCUCUCGUAUUGAGCCAUAUGCAAUUGCUAGUGCUGUUAUAACAAAUGGUCACUCAGAAUUAAAGUCUACAUCAAGUGGUAAUCUGUCUCUGCAAGCUGAUAACAACAUAAAGUCUAGUAUGGGGAGGCUAUCGAUAUCGCAAAGUUCAGAACCAAAUUCUAAGGAGACAAAACAAGUAGCAUCAGCUGCAGUCGUUCCUGGUACUCAAAGAAUUGCAACAAGUGCUGGCCAAAAAGCAACUACAAUAACAACAGCACCUGUUGUUACUUCUGUAAAAAGAAGUUCAUCAAAAGCUCAGGCUACGACCAAUCUUCCUACCAUCAACAAAUCUGAAAUAUUUCCUGUCGUUGUCCCAAGAACUAGCCCCAGAUUUGAGCUGUCCUCUGAUUCUACCAAGAGCACUGGGGUUGGAAGAACAGUACCAUAUGAUAUCCAAUCAAAAUUUGCUAAUUUUCAGAAGGUAUCAAACAUCAGAGAUGAUUCAGACAAAGCAGAUAUGUCCGUUCAGUCUGUGGGUACUGAACAUAAUGAACUUUUGGAACAAACUGCUAUUUCUUCUUGCAAUGCUGUAACUCAACCAGUGAUUGCUGGAGAAAAUAACUUGAAUGAUAUUAGACGUGUUAGAACAAGGAGGUUAGGAGCAAACCUAUUCAGAGAAUCAAGUGCAAAUUAUGAUCAGGAAAACUAUAGCAUUAGAGUCCAUAAGCCAAAGGAAGCCUGCUCUUUUGAUGCUCCAAAAGGAGGAAGAACUAAGUCACUUGUUGCAAACUGGGAAAGGAGGGAACGUUCUCCAACCUAUGAUGGACCAAGACUAAGUAGUUCCUCUGAGACAAUGGCCGGUGCUAACUCCUUGUAUUCUUUGAGGGGUCACAAUCGAAUUGCUGAAAAGGAGAUUGUACCUGCUUCUGAUGAAGAUGCUAUUUCUUUUGUAUUGGAAAAACAUGACCAGUUCUUAAAUGUGGCACAGUCUCGAUUGACCAAACUACAGAUAGUUUACCGACUUUGGGAAAGAAAUGACAUCAAGGGUGUUAUUAGUGCAAUCGAGAAGAUGUCUGAUCAUGCUGUCUCUGCUGAUGUAUUAAGUUCUCUAAUGGAUAAAAGUGAUAUCAUCACUCUGGAUAUAUGCACAGCUCUAUUGCCUCUCCUCACUAGCCUUCUUGAAAGUAAGAUGGAUAGGCAUCUUGGUAUUUCGUUGGAAAUGUUGCUGAAGCUUGUCAGGAUCUUUGGUCCUGUGAUCAGCACAACCUUGUCAGCAGGUCCGUCUGUUGGUGUUGAUCUUCAAGCAGAGCAGAGGCUGGAACGGUGCAACUCGUGCUUCAUUGAGCUGGAGAAGGUCAAGCAUAGGAUUUCUUUGCUGAUAAGACGAGGAGGGUCCAUUGCAAAGUCUGCGAAGGAGCUGAAUCUUGCCCUCCAGAACAUGUUGUGACUAACAUAUAUGUACACUUGUAUAGUGGAUUUGCCAUUCUUUAGACCACUUGCCUCCCCAUUACAAGCUAAUCAUUGGGCGCAUACAACGGGCCUUACAGAAUUGGGUGCCGAAGCUGCCCUUAAGCAUUCUAACUGUGAUCUGACAUCUAUGCAAUUAGCGAAGUUGAGUCCAUUCUGCAGCAUGUGAAGAGAAUAUACCUACGAAAGCAGUACAGCAAGGAAGUUCCACAAUACUUCAAGAGAAUCAACUGGAACACAACUGCUGUGUCAUCAUAAGAGUGGGCUUUGCUGUCCUCUACAAAGGUUGGCUGCAUAUGAGGUGUUUGUAUUUUUUCAUUGUGACAAUCGCUCCUAGUAAAGUUUUUAUUUGCUUGGAAUUGGAUUAAGUUGCCGAGGCCUUCAAUUGUUAGGUUGAGAAGGCUAAGAGGCGACUUUUUCUUUAUUUCUUUCUUGUAUCAUGAUUUGAACAACCAAAGAAAAAAAGAAAGAGUGAAAGCUUAUCAACAAAUUUGAAUCAGAA